Molecule: messenger RNA, 1524 nt
Organism: Caenorhabditis auriculariae
Lineage: Eukaryota; Metazoa; Nematoda; Chromadorea; Rhabditida; Rhabditidae
Source: the annotation of a GenBank genome assembly
AUGACGGCGAUCAUAAUUCGAUUGGUGGGAGGAAACGACGAUCGUUUGUUCAAGGGUAUCGAAGUGGAUAAUAAGGUUUUACUUCGAUAAUUUAUUCUUAUUAACAUAUUUUAUUUGUAUAUUUUCAGAUUCUAUACGUUGACCUGAAGAAGGAAAUUCAAUCUGUGACACAUAUCCCAGCCAAGUUUCAAGAACUCCAAUUUCGUGGUGAAGAUCUUCCCGUUGUUGAGCGUCCCAUUCUCGACAUAAAGUGUGGCGAAGAAAUUGUUGUCGUAAGUUGAAUUUUUACAUUUUAGAAUUUACUAUUUAUUAUUAGGAUGUAUAAUUUUUGGAAUUUAAGUUUUUCCCUAUCAGUAAAUUUUUAAAAGUGUAUUUCAGAAACAUUCUCUUCUGGAAUCCUGGCGUGCGUAUUUGUUGCUUUGUGACAGCGCCAAAAAUAUCAAAAAAGGAAAACCUGAACGAACAAAGUGUGCGCAAAGAGCUAUAGCGAAUUCACAAGAACUCGAGGAUUCCGGAUUUUUCGAAGCCUACGUCAACUUUGUGACAGUUUGGAUCGACACUAUCGGUCAAAUGAUGAGGUUUGCUAAUUUGUUCAAUUCCUUUUAAAAAUAUUGACAAAAUAAUGAUAUUCGCAUUCCAGGUUUGUCGACCGAACGCGAAACGCUUUUGAACAAAGCGCUACAAAAUUCUUCACCAAGAUGUUUCCCAAUUCAACAAUAAGCUUUAAGCCUGAGCAAGGCGGUAGUCGAGCAGGGAUUGUGGUGACUGUCACUUGCAAUGGAGAAGAGACGCUUUACUAUAUGAAGACUUAUCAUCACGCCGGUUCUUCAACUUCCCUGCAAAAUGCAUCAAAGCGACACCUGCCGGAUCUUCGCGAAAUGUUCGCAUAUCGACUUCUUGAACAUAUUGGAGUUGGACCUCUUGUAUUCUUCCCAUUCUAUGAUGGAUCGACAUACAUUCACUACAUUGCAACUAAGGAAGUCAAAGAAUUCAAAGAGCUGGACAAACUUCAGGAUGUUGUACUGCAAAAUGAAGUAGUUGUUGAGGUGAUACAUUUUUAAAUAAUUUUUUUAAUUAAAAAAAUACUUUAAAUACUUAUUUAAAUAAAAUCCAUUUCAGGCUUACCUGCUCUCACUUAUUCUUGGCAUACGCGACUUGAAUGAGGGAAACAUUGGUUCAACCAAGGAGAAAGCCCUGUCUAUCAUUGAUUUUUACGUUCCGGAUACUGACAACUUUCUACGACGGAGAAUACUCGAUGAUUUCAAGAAUAAGAGCAACUUUGGUGGACUAGGAAAAGCCAACGAAAUUCUCACUGAAAUAGGACAUGAAGAAAGGAUGAAAAUCGCCAAGGAUGCCCUGCCCCAUUGGAGUCGAAUCAAAAGCGUAACAAGCGAUAUCAUUGGUAUUGAGAAAAGCGAAUUACGGGAACAUGGAAUAAAGUUCGGGACUGCUACAAAUGACGUAGAAAAUUAUCUUCAAGACAUCAAAUUGAAUUAUGACUCGAUAUGUUUAGCUUUUCAGUAG